Molecule: messenger RNA, 1293 nt
Organism: Saccharomycodes ludwigii
Lineage: Eukaryota; Fungi; Ascomycota; Saccharomycetes; Saccharomycodales; Saccharomycodaceae
Gene: ARP6
Product: Arp6p
Exons: 1
Coding region: 1-1293 (430 amino acids)
Cellular component (GO): Swr1 complex
Molecular function (GO): nucleosome binding
Source: RefSeq, a predicted model, not a curated record
AUGAUGAGUCCAUUUAUCAUAGAUAAUGGUUCGUAUCAGAUGAAAUUUGGUUAUAGCAAUCACAAUAAGGACAGACUGCCUUUCACCUGUUAUAACUGUAUAGCAACAAAUAAAUAUUCCACAACAUAUAUCGGAAACCAGAUUGAUUCUAUAAAAGAUAUUUCCCAGGUGUAUAUCAAAAGACCCAUAGAAAGAGGACAGCUAACAUUGUGGGAAUUGGAAAGUAAUAUUUGGGAUUACUGUUUUUAUAAUCCAGAUGAGUUUAAAGGGUUAGAUUUAUCAGACAAUUUACCAUCCAAUUUGGACUUAAUACUAAGUGAAACAAUUUUUACAAUACCAGAACUCAGUAAGAACACUGAUCAAGUGGUGUUUGAAGAGUACGGGUUUAAUUCCCUAUAUAAAUCGCCAGUAGCUGGAUACGUGCCUUUCAACAUCAAUGCGAUAAAACAGGGAGCAUUAGAUGGUAAUAUUGGUACGGCACUAAGUUCCAACAGUAAUAUAGGUUAUAAUGAUUUCCAAUUAGUUAUUGAUUCUGGCUUUAAUUGUACCUGGGUUAUUCCAAUAGUAAAAGGAGUGAUAUAUUAUAAAGCAGUUAAAAAGCUAGAUAUCGGUGGCCGAUUCUUAACGGGAUUUUUAAAGGAAUUGGUAUCAUUUAGGCAUUAUGACGUAAUGGAUGAAACUAUAUUGGUUAAUAAUAUCAAGGAAACAUGUAUAUUUAUGAGUCCCGCUUCAUAUACCGAUAGUUUUAAAAGAAUCAACAAAACGGAUGAACAGGUUGAAUAUGUGUUACCGGAUUUCCAAACUAGUUUUAAAGGAUAUGUCAAUAAACAAACCGAUUCGGCGAUAGCAACCGGACACGAUUAUCAGUCUAUAAUACUAAAAGAUGAAUUAUUUGCAGUUCCUGAAACUUUUUUCCAUCCAGAAAUAGCCAACUUGAUUAAUAAACCCGGGAUUGUAGAGGUUAUUUUAGAAAGUAUCUCGAUGGUGCCUGAAGUUAUUAGACCAUUAUUGAUCAGUAAUAUAGUUUUAAUUGGUGGGAAUUUUAAAAUAAAGAAUUUUGCCUCCAGAUUGCUAACAGAGUUACAAAGACAAUGCCCGACGGAUUGGAAUGUUAGAAUAUCAUUACCAUAUUUCUCAACAGGAGGAAACCCGCAGUACACUGGAUAUAAAAGUAUGUGCGUAUUUAGUGAGACGGAAUAUUAUAGGAGAACUAGGGUUACUAAAAAGGAAUAUUAUGAACAUGGUGCUGAUUGGUGUACCAGGGACAGAUUUGGUUAUCAACAGCAGUGGUGA